CACGAACACCUGAGCCCUUUUCAGGAGUCCAAUGCAAAUUUCCAUCUAAACAGUUGCCCAUCUACCUCUUUUUACAUGACCCGCCCAUUGUCCAAGGAAUCUGGUUAGUCUGGUAGCAAGCGGACUAAUGGAGGCAUGGUCUAUUGGACUGCACACACCUCCUCAGUCAUUCUCUUUCUUUUUAGCAUACAAACUCCUCAUCACUGUCACCAGAGUGAAAGCUGAGCUGCAGACAGGAAUGAGUGAAGAAGGAAACAAGGCCUUCAAAAAGGCUUUAACCGGUGAGAGGAACGAAGAAGCCUCAGUAUACCCGUGGACGUGUAUCAUUUAACCCCAGCGAGAUGGCUUCCCUUGGCAUGCACAUGUUGGCGAGUGCCUUGGCCUUACUGGGAUGGACGGGAGCCCUCCUGUCCUGCAUCAUGCCAAUGUGGCGUGUGACAGCCUUCAUUGGAACCACCAUUGUCACUUCAGAGAUCAUGUGGGAGGGGAUUUGGAUGAGCUGCGUUAUACAAAGCACGGGCCAAAUGCAGUGCAAACCGUACGAGUCCACCCUCGCACUUGGCUCAGAUCUGCAGGCCGCUCGGGCAAUCACGGUGAUGUCUGUCCUUUUAGGAGCAGUGGGCCUUGUUUUGGCCUUCAUCGGAGGAAAGUGCACCAUCUUCAUGAACAGUUCCAAAAGAUCCAAAGCCAGAGUUGCCACAGCGGCCGGCGUGACGUUGAUCGUCGCCGGAAUUCUCUGCAUCAUCCCUGUCUCCUGGUCGGCUGGCAUUGUGGUUAAAGCGUUUUACGACCCGCUGUUGAACAAUUCCCAGCGCAGGGAGAUUGGCGCCGCCAUUUAUGUUGGUUGGGGUGCAUCUGUUGUCCUCAUGUUGAGUGGAGGAAUGUUGUGCACCACUAUCUGCAAAGACAAAACAGAGGAUGACAGAGGUCCUUCAGUGAAGUACUUGAUCGUGCGCUCUUCGCAGGCAGGGUCCAGCAGGGCAGGCUCGCACAGGAUGCGGCCCAUCUCCGUGAGGUCGCGGCAGAGUGCCACUCCAUCUGUGAGGUCCCAAUGGAGUCAGAAAGCUCCACUGAAUCUGGACAGACCACUCUCCGCAGACUCCCACCAGAGCAGGCCAUCAACUACAAAGUCCCAGCUUGCCAGAGCCGAAUCAAUGCCAGAGUCUGAGCAGGGCAGGGGCACCUGGACAGUCCCAGCUGAUUGGUGAUGGUAUGGAUCAAAUGCUGCUGGGCCCCUCUGAACUUAGUUAGACAUCUGAAAAUGCUCCAAAGUCAUACAUUUGAUUAAGGAGACACUGAAAGUGCAAGAUCUGUGUUGACUGAUGCACUUGCAUGCACUUGGACAGUCAUAUACCUGCCGUAGCACUGUGAAUUAGGGAUUACUGGUCAAAUGAAGAAUUAAAAUUAUGAAUUUAGUGGCUGAA
Messenger RNA from Rhinichthys klamathensis goyatoka, 1424 nucleotides. It is a transcript of the gene cldn30, whose product is annotated as claudin 30. Bases 342 to 1208 code for a protein of 288 amino acids. The transcript has a single exon. Gene Ontology annotation, cellular component: bicellular tight junction; plasma membrane. NCBI's taxonomy places the organism in Eukaryota, Metazoa, Chordata, Actinopteri, Cypriniformes, Leuciscidae. Gene Ontology annotation, molecular function: structural molecule activity. Gene Ontology annotation, biological process: bicellular tight junction assembly; cell adhesion. The record is from RefSeq and is a predicted model, not a curated record.